Messenger RNA from Prorocentrum cordatum, 2137 nucleotides. The record is from the annotation of a GenBank genome assembly. NCBI's taxonomy places the organism in Eukaryota, Dinophyceae, Prorocentrales, Prorocentraceae.
CUGUCAGGAGUUUUUACAGCAGCAUUGUGGCGUAGAAGAUUUAUCGGAGGUGAACCGCAUCGAUCUUUGCGUGAACUCGCUGACGCACAAUGUCGAGGUGCUUGGUUCUAUGUUGCCCAACCUGCUCCACCUCAAGCUGAGCGGCUCCUCCAUCAGCUACCUCCGGGAGCUGGGCACCGGGCUGAGGCGGCUGGAGGUUUUAUGGCUUAGCUGCUGUGGUCUGCAGGACAUCAGUGGCAUCGCCGGCACGAUGCCGGAGUUGCGCGAGCUGUUCUUGCCCUUCAAUGACAUCUCGGACCUCUCGCCUCUCAGCGCGCACGAGGUGUUGGAGGUGGCCUCGCUGUGGAUGUGCACGGAGCUGCGCGACCUGACGCUGCGUUGCAAUCCUGUCUGCGAGGCAGAGUCGUUCUCCCGCAGCGCGGUCCUCGAGCUCUUGCCGCAGCUGGCGGUGCUGGACGACGAGGAGGGGCCCACUGGGGUGCAAGACGCGGCGUUGGACUUCGUCUCGGCGUCCGCAGCGGCCGUGGAGCCGCUCCAGACGGCGCACCUGGGCUUGGCGGCGGCGCUGGCAGAGGCGGCGGAGCUGCCGGCCGUCCAGUCCUUCUCCGAGGAGCCGAGCGAGCUCGCGCUCCUGCUGGAGAGGCUGAAGGAGGCCCCGCCUGGCAGCCAGGCCUUCAGCUCGUGGCUGCGGCCGCUGGAUCGCCAGAGCCCCAGCCACGCUGCGGAUGCGUCCGGCUGCGACAGCGGCAAGUUCAGGUUCGAGAACUCGAUGAACCUGCAGGGGUCCUGCGAGUCCUCGAGCACGCUGACGUGCGGCAGCCUGCUGUCGGGCAACGCCGUGCACGCGGCCCGGCAGCGCCGGCGGCACGCCCCCGCGGCCAGCCGGGAGGGCGAGCUGGACAUCCGGUCGCUGCUGCGGCGGCACAGGGCGGAGGGCGGCGUCGGGGCCAGCCCGGCCAGCGCGCGGGGCCACGAGGCCGCCACGCCCAGCUCCGCGGCGGACGCCCCGGCGGAGCGCCCGCAGACGGCCCUGGCCAUGGAGGAGCUGCGCCAGCGAGCGCCGAGGGCGCCGCCGAGAGGCUCCGCGCGCCGCAGCCUCUCGGGCCCCGCGGGCGCGGGGGGCGCCGGCGACUGCGGCUCGGUGCAGGCGGGCGGCAGCGGCGGAGAUCCAGGACGGAACGUCCAUUUCGCCGACAGCCGCGUCCGAGAUUCAGAAGAGGCCAAGCUCAAGUUUGCCGUCGUCCCUGCCACUGUGCCCAAGGCGGGCGCCGUGCAGACUGCCGCGAUUCGGGCGAUUGUGAAGGCCAUCCUAGAGGAUGGGUCCGGCAGCGAGGCGGACGGGGGGCGCUCCCGUCAGCACCCGGGGCGGAUGGCCGCGCCGCGGGCCAACUGCCAUGCCGCCGUCCUGGACGGCAGGGUGUACCUCAUGGGCGGCUGGGCCGACGGCGGGUCGCUGCUGCUCGGCGACGAGGUCUUCGACGUGGCGCGGGGCACGUGGGACCCCCCGCGUGCCGCCCAUGCCGACAAGGCGCGCCCUGGGGGCCGCCGCAUGCACCGAGGGCGCGGUCUGCGUCAUGGCGGGGCUCGGCGCGGACGGCCUCCAGGUGGACCUGGUCGAGGGCUUCGAGCCGCGCGAGGGGCGGUGGAGGCCGCUGCCCCGCCUGGCGAGGCCGCGCUCGGGCUGCGGCGGCGUGGCCGUGGGCGGCAGGCUGUUCGUCAUCGGGGGCCUGAGCAAAGCGGGCGGCACCUGGCCGACGUCGAGAGGCUGGACCCUGGGGCAGAGUCCUGGGCCCGGUCCCCUCCGCUGCCAUCGCCAAUCGCGUCCUGCGCAGUAGCGGCAUGCAGAGGAAGGAUCUUCGUCUUUGGAGGCUGGGGUUCGACUCAGCCUCUUCCUACUGCAAGCUGCUUCGACCCAAGAAGCGACCGGUGGGAGGUGUUGCCACCGAUGCCAACUGCGCGUGCAGUCUGUCCGGCAGCCACCUCGAGAGGCCGCGUGUAUGUCAUUGGCGGGCGGUGCCGGGCUGGCCAGGCCACAAAUGCCGUGGAGUGUUACGACGUGUCCACGCGCUGCUGGACGGAGUGUCCCCGGCUGGCAGUCGCGCAGACUGGUUGUGUGGCAUUGGCUGCUCGAUGUUGA